Ambispora gerdemannii is the source of this 350-nucleotide messenger RNA. The record is from the annotation of a GenBank genome assembly. Lineage: Eukaryota; Fungi; Glomeromycota; Glomeromycetes; Archaeosporales; Ambisporaceae.
GAACGCCUUUAAUUAUACCAAUCAACCUGCUAUCGAUUGUCAGAUGAUCCUCGUUUUUUCCACUUCCGCUUGGCAGUAUAAUACUUCAUGCAAUAACACGUUCUUGAGAAGUUCUCGACUAACCAACAUUCGUUUCUUAGUGUUUCCUCGGAAUUAUCAGAAUGAGGGUUCGGUUCCCUUUGCUGUUUCUGGUUUUUCUUUCUUGUAUGUACGUAACUCGGGUUUGGUGACGCUUUCGGUUGGCAUCUGUGGAUCAUGUGCAAGUUCCUCGACAUCAUCCAAUUCUAGAUUGUUCUCGACAAGCCCAAACAAUUAUGACUCUGGAAACACACAUGCUAAAGACAAUCUAA